AUGCAGCCCGCCAUGAUGAUGUUCUCCAGCAAGUACUGGGCGCGCCGGGGCUUCUCGCUGGACUCGGCCCUGCCGGAGGAGCGCCCCGCCGCCGGCAGCCUCACCCUAAACAGAUCAAGUUCUGGGAAAAAUGAGGAGAAGAAAGGGAAUAAGGGAAAUGGGAAAAGUGAAUCUGCAUCUGAAGGUGGAAAGACAGCUGUGGUGUUUUCCUUGAAGAAUGAAGUUGGUGGAUUGGUGAAAGCUCUCAGACUCUUCCAGGAAAAACAUGUGAGUAUGGUUCAUAUUGAAUCACGAAAAUCAAAGAGAAGGAAUUCAGAGGUGGAAAUUUUUGUGGACUGUGACUGCAGUAAGAAAGAAUUUAAUGAACUGAUCCAGUUGCUCAAGUUUCAAACUAAUAUAGUAUCUCUCAAUCCACCGGAAAACAUCUGGACUGAUGAAGAAGAUCUCGAUUGUGUCCCUUGGUUCCCCAGGAAGAUCUCUGAGUUAGACAAAUGCUCUCAGAGAGUUUUGAUGUAUGGAUCUGAGCUGGAUGCUGAUCACCCUGGAUUUAAAGACAAUGUCUAUCGACAGAGAAGAAAGUACUUUGUGGAUGUUGCCAUGAGCUAUAAAUAUGGUCAGCCCAUUCCAAGAGUGGAGUACACAGCUGAAGAAGUUAAAACUUGGGGGGUGGUAUUUAGGGAGCUCAGUAAACUCUAUCCCACCCAUGCUUGUCGUGAAUAUUUAAAAAACUUUCCUCUGCUGAGCAAGUACUGUGGCUACAGAGAAGAUAACGUGCCUCAGUUGGAAGAUGUUUCUGUUUUUCUUAAAGAAAGGUCUGGCUUCACAGUGAGACCAGUUGCUGGGUACCUGUCUCCCCGAGACUUUUUGGCUGGCUUAGCCUACAGAGUCUUUUACUGCACUCAGUACAUCCGGCACGGCUCAGAUCCCCUCUACACACCAGAACCGGAUACAUGCCAUGAACUCUUGGGACAUGUGCCUCUGCUUGCUGAUCCCAAAUUUGCACAGUUUUCACAAGAGAUAGGACUUGCUUCACUGGGAGCAUCUGAUGAAGAUGUUCAGAAAUUAGCCACUUGCUAUUUCUUUACAAUUGAAUUUGGCCUUUGCAAGCAAGAAGGACAACUGCGUGCUUAUGGGGCAGGACUUCUGUCUUCUAUUGGAGAGUUAAAGCAUGCUCUCUCUGACAAGGCCAAUGUGAAAACAUUCGAUCCAAAGACAACCUGUUUGCAAGAAUGCCUUAUCACUACUUUCCAGGAAGUUUACUUUGUUUCAGAGAGUUUUGAAGAGGCCAAAGAAAAGAUGAGGGACUUUGCCAAAUCAAUCAAUCGUCCCUUCUCUGUGUACUUCAAUCCAUAUACGCAAAGCAUUGAGAUUCUGAAGGAUACCAGGAGUAUAGAAAAUGUUGUCCAGGACCUCCGCAGUGAUCUAAACACUGUAUGUGAUGCUUUAAGCAAAAUGAACAGAUAUUUAGGGAUUUGA
This is a messenger RNA of Serinus canaria (Common canary), 1476 nucleotides long. It is a transcript of the gene TPH2, whose product is annotated as tryptophan hydroxylase 2. The coding region runs from base 1 to 1476 and encodes 491 amino acids. Gene Ontology annotation, biological process: serotonin biosynthetic process; aromatic amino acid metabolic process. The transcript has 11 exons. The record is from RefSeq and is a predicted model, not a curated record. Gene Ontology annotation, cellular component: neuron projection. Gene Ontology annotation, molecular function: iron ion binding; tryptophan 5-monooxygenase activity. NCBI's taxonomy places the organism in Eukaryota, Metazoa, Chordata, Aves, Passeriformes, Fringillidae.